Molecule: messenger RNA, 813 nt
Organism: Jatropha curcas
Lineage: Eukaryota; Viridiplantae; Streptophyta; Magnoliopsida; Malpighiales; Euphorbiaceae
Product: non-specific lipid-transfer protein D, cotyledon-specific isoform
Biological process (GO): lipid transport
Molecular function (GO): lipid binding
Source: RefSeq, a predicted model, not a curated record
ACAUGUACUAAGAUUUAAGAGCCACAAUAUCAAGAUAACUGCAACGACAAUGAUUACCCAUGUAUAAUAAAUAUCAAGCACUGGACAUUUCAUCAAUCUCAAUGCAACCCAAUCAUCAGAUUUCAUUGGGAAACUCAAAUCUCAAUCCAUUUUCAAAUUCCAACUACCCAAUCUUUCCCUAUAAAAACCCAGCAACCAAACAUAGAUUUCCCAUCACCAACAAUAUCUAGCACUGUCUCUAAAAGCAACACAAGCCUCCAACAGCUAGCUUUAUUGAAUAUAGUUACUGUGAUUCCUAACCAUGAAGAACAUCUUCGUUUCUGUGCUCUUUCUCCUCUCCUUUCUCUUCUGCCUUGCCAAUGUUAACGAUGCAGCAGUUCCAUGCAGCACCGUCGACAUGAAAGCAGCAGCUUGUGUUGGAUUCGCCACUGGCAAAGACCCAGAGCCCUCAAAAGCAUGCUGCAGUGGCCUGCAACAGCUUGCAUCAACUGUUAAAACAGUUGAUGACAAGAAGGCUAUUUGCAGGUGCUUGAAGGCUAGUUCCAAGUCUUUGGGAAUAAAAGAUCAGUUCUUGAGCAAAAUUCCUGAUGCUUGCCACAUCAAAGUUGGCUUCCCCGUCUCCACCGCCACCAACUGUGAAACGAUUCACUAGAUUGCAAUGGAGCUAAGUUGAGGCAGUUAUCAUUGUUGUAGUGUCAUGGAGAGAAAAGUAGAAACAGGAAGAAGUUGAAUAAAAUAGUCUAGGGCAAUGUAUCUGGUCCCUUUGAGACCCUACUUUGGCCUUAAUAACAAAUGUUGGCUUUUCUAAGAUCA